CAGCGCCGCGCGAUGGAUUCUGAGCUGGCGGAGGUCCGCACCUUGGAAGCCGAGAGCGCGGCCUUGAGGUCGGCGUGCAAGGAGCCGCCGGCGCUCGGGGGAGACGCCGCCUGUGUCCAAAAAUCAUUUCAAGAAAUAUACCAAUCAGAUUCUGAAGGAUGGGAAUCAUCAAAAGAUCUGAGAAGUAAUCUUGGACAUCUAGAAUCAGAACUUCUAUUUCUAAGUACGCUUACUGGCAUCAGUAUAAGAAAUUACUCCAGGAAGACAGAGAACCUAACAGGCCCUGAGAUGACAGAAAAGAGUAUAAAGAAAGUUCUACAGAAACACAGAUUAUCAGGAACUUGCCGCAUGAUUAUGUUUCAACUUGAAUUUCAAAUUCUGGAAGUCCAGAAUAAGGAGAAUUUAUCUUCUGCUAUUACUGACCUCAACAUAAUAAUGGAGCCCACUGCAUAUUCAGAAUUAAGUGAAUUUGUCUCUAGAGCAGAAGAAAGAAGAGAUGUGUUUUUGUUUUUCCGAAGUCUACACUUUUUUGUGGAGUGGUGUGAAUAUCGGAACCGCACAUUUAAACAUUUCAAGGACAGAAAUGACAACUGGAAGAGACCCAAAGAGAGACAGCGAAGUCAUCGAGAUGGUCCCGGGGCUUCCAGGUGGAAAAGAACAAGCCUUCACCCUGGAUGGCAGUGGCAGAGAGGAGAUGUUCAUGGGUUUACUUACUUAUUGUCUGUCUUUUCCUCUAGAUUGUAUGCUUUAGGGGCUCAGUCAUGCUGUCUUUUGUGUUUUUAAUUUUUUGUUGAAAUACAUACAUACAGAAAAGGGCACACAUAAAUAUACAGUUGGAUAAUUUUUCACAAAAUGAAUUUGUAGAACCACCAGCCAGACAAGGAAGCAGAACUUGAGUGGUCCCCAAGAGCCCCUGUGCCCUCUUCAGUCAUUUCCCCACAGGGCCAGAGCCGCCCGCCUGCCCUAGAACUUCACGGGACAGUAUGGGGUCGGCACCUUUGGCUCCACACUGGGCCCGUGAGUUCCAUCUCCAUGAACUGUUGCUGGUGAUCACUCAGCUUCCGUCGUGUGGAUGGGCCACAACCAUUUACCUGGCACUCUGUUCCUGGGCCUCCUGGGUUCUGGCGACUGGAAAUUGCGCUGGGGGUACUUGUCUUGCGGUGACACAUGUACAUAUUUAUGUUGGGUGGAAUUGCUGAUUCUCAGGGUAAACGUAUAUUCAGCUUCAGGAGGUGUUGCCAAACAGUUUUGCAGAGUAGCUGUACCCAUUUACACUCUCUCUUAGCAGUGUGUGAGGGUCCCAUUGCUCACACUGGCUGUGUUGUUGUAUUCCAUUAUGGCUUUUAUUUGCAUUUCCCUGAUGAUGGGUGUUACUUUGUUCAUAAAGCUGUACCGAGCAUUUAACAAACUGCCUGGAGUUUUCAUUAGAGUUCUUUCAACACAAGUGACAGAGAAUGGGACAGAAACCCAGCUCACGGUGGCUCAGAAAAGAAGGAACAUGACAAAAUGGCCAGUGGCUGUCUGGAAUAUUACUUCCCUUAUCUGCUUGUGUUUUAUU
Hipposideros armiger (great roundleaf bat) is the source of this 1558-nucleotide messenger RNA. It is a transcript of the gene CENPP, whose product is annotated as centromere protein P. Bases 13 to 783 code for a protein of 256 amino acids. The record is from RefSeq and is a predicted model, not a curated record. The transcript is spliced from 6 exons. Lineage: Eukaryota; Metazoa; Chordata; Mammalia; Chiroptera; Hipposideridae. Gene Ontology annotation, biological process: CENP-A containing chromatin assembly. Gene Ontology annotation, cellular component: chromosome, centromeric region; nucleus.